Messenger RNA from Durusdinium trenchii, 2025 nucleotides. The record is from the annotation of a GenBank genome assembly. Lineage: Eukaryota; Dinophyceae; Suessiales; Symbiodiniaceae.
AUGGCCGAAGCGCGAUGCCUCCUGGGCUCGUCCUUCGCCCCGCUGCCGGCGCUUGACCCCGCGACGCCGCCCGAGAACACCCCGCGGGACGACGCCACGGAGGAAGUGGCGCAGGUGAGCUGCGAGGUGCACGAGUUGGAACUCACGUCAGGAUGUCGAGCAUUCAGCUGGCCCCUGAAGAGCCUGGCGGUGGGGACGCUUCUGCUGCUGGUCCUCGUAGGCCUCGCCACCGCCGUGCCGGCCCUGCCGUGGGCGCGGCCACCUCCGCGGGCGACGGGCGAAGCGUUUAGCGAGCUGGCCAUUGCGGACCCCACUAAGGCGAAGGUGGACAAAGUGGCGCAGCUGGUGCUGCAGCUGGUGCAUGAGAAAGCGGUGCAAGAGGAGGCGACGAAGGUCCGGAAGGUUCUUCAGACGGACAAGCUCAUGAAGGACCAAAGCGAGCAGAUCAUGGAUCUGCUGCGAUCCCUGGAGACGCGCCUGACGCCCACCGACGCCGCACGCCUCGGGGUGGAGAUCACCGUCCAUGACAUCGCCAAGAUCUUGUACCUCAACAACCCCUGGGGAGAGGUGGAGAGUGUGGAGGACAUGAAGCCGGAUGCCUUUCAGGGUGAUAUGGUUCCAGUGAACGUCCGCCAGCUGAAAGCCUUUGCCGACGUCGCCGAGCGCAAGCUGGUGCCCUCCACCGUGCGCGCGCAGCGCGCGCAGCAGCGCGCACGGCAGAAGCGGCAUGCGCGGCGGCACUUGGGAGACUGGAUGCCGGAGUUGGAUCCCUAUGCCUUUGGUGUAGGAGAAACCUGGGAGAAUGCCACGGUGCCCUUCUGCUUUCAUUCGAAGACCGCGGAGUCCGUGAAGGAUGCGGUGCGGAAGGCGGUGAUGCAGUUCUUGAAGGCGGUGCCCUGCAUCAAAUUCCAAGAAGUGGACUACAAGAGCGGCGAUCGAUGCGAGGGGACUGGUCCUUCGGUGUUGAUCACCUCUGAUCCUGGUGGUUGUUGGUCACACGUGGGGAUGCUCCGUGACUACCCCCAACGCGUGAACUUGCAGCAUCCGGGUUGCGACACCGUGGGCACUGCCUUGCACCAGCUGGGGCAUACCUUGGGCAUGGCACAUGAGCAGAGCCGGCCCGACCGAGAUAAAUAUGUGCAUCUUCACCCGAAGUUUAUUCAGGAAGACUCCUUAGACAAGUUCAAUAUGGCGGCCACCACCCACAGGUUACAGCGACCCUAUGACAUGUUGUCGAUCAUGCACUAUGAUGCUCGGGCCUUCUCCAAAAACGACUUCAGCAAGACCGUGACACCCACCGAUAGCGCCUACGAGGUUUAUACCCAAGACCCCGCGAAGUUCGAGCAGUACAAGUUGGGCAAUCGCAUAGGCUUGACUCAGUUUGAUGCGGAUCAAUUGGCAGAUCUCUACCAGUUUGAGAGUGGCUUUUGCGUGAGUCAGCUGCUCACAAGUGCCAACGAGGCUGCUGCGUGUCAAGAUCUGCAGAAAGAUGGGAAGGCCUGGAAAGAUGCCUCGGGCCGUGACUGUGAGACCUAUGUGAGGAUGGAGAAAAAUGGCUCCAUCGACAGUUGCCGCUUUGGGGAGAGUCGAAAGUAUUGCUGCGAGUGUGGCGGUGGCUUGAAACUUGAGGAGUGGUCCUGGGAGUGUGACCUUUGUCAGCCGGUGUCGUUGAAUGGUUGCAGCUGUGCGGCGGGCCCCUGGGAGAUCAAGCACUACCGGACCAGCAAAGCGUGUGGAACUCCAGGGCUCCUGGUGCACUACCCCGUCUGCAAAGUGAGCAGCUGCCCCAAGUCCUUUAGCAUUGAAGGGCUCCUCGUGGACCAUUGCGCGAUGUACACGGGCUUCACCACCAAGGGAUGUCAGUGUCGUCGGCAGCCGAAAGGUUGGACCUACAAAGGUGUUCAUGUGGAGGGCACCUGUGGAAAUCCCUCGAAGAACCCCUGGGGCGACUGGUGCUUCGUGGAAAAGGAUCAAAUCGAGUGCCAAAAGGAAGAGUGGGGCAUCUGCGAGCACGCGAAGCCGUGA